AUGAUUUUGUCCCUCAUACAAAAUUGCUUUUUUAUAUAUAUAAAAAGGAGCUAAAAGCUUGUUAGAUGUUCCAAGGCCUUAAAUAACUGAUUUGGGAGACAUCAUGGAAAAAUUACUGUCCCCUUUGAUAAAAACUAUUAGCCACAUCUUCAAGUGUUUAUUUGCUUCUCAGAAAUUGCUUAGUUUCAGUAUACUAAUAGCUAACGAACAAAUGAGAAAAUCAACAUCUUGCCACUAAUUAUGUGCAUUGUAAUGUGUACCAUGGAGAACUACUGCACCUAAAAAUAUCUACAUAAUUAUGUUUCUUUACUGAACAUCUGCCACUCUCAAAAAGUUGGUUACCUCAAGCAAUGAAGUUGAGGCAUACCUAAACAUAUUUUGACUUUCAUAAUACAAUAAAAAUAAGAAAAAAUACUUUGCUCUCUGCUCUAAAACAUAAGGUUAACUAAUUUUCAUAUUCUCAAAUUUAUGUUUGGACAUUCUGGGGUGUAAGGAUGUAUAUUUACCAUAUGGAUGAACUCCUGCUCCUUAAAUAACAUUUUAGACCAAAUACAUUUUGUUUUACAAUUUCUUGUAUAUUGUUUAUUUACGUUGAAAGGUAUAUCAGUCCUUAUAUGAACCUAUAUUUAGUCUCACUUUGGAUAAAAGUCUAACUUGACUUUAUGCCAAAAAAAAUUUCCCACUACUUGUAUCUAAUAUUGUCAAGACCAUGUGGACACUGACAGCAUGCAAAGAAACUUGUGCAAUCGAGACCCACUGAAAUGACAAAUCACUAUGAAACUAUUUACAAUUAUCCUGAGCCUAAUAACAUUAUAAUUUACUACUUGUGCAGUAAAAAAAAAAAGAUAUUGGCGCAUUUUUUCUCAUCUGUUUGCAGGUAUGAAAAUCUGUCUUUAGGCAUUUGGUUAACUGAGAAAUUAAAGAAUAUAUAUCCACAAAAACACACUUGUCAGAUUUUCUUAUUGAAAAUUUAAUUUCAGAAAUCUUCAUAUCUUCAUAUUUGACAGUGGGAUUGAAAAAGUCAUGGAAAAACAGCUUUCCCACAACAGAGCUUAGCAAUUCUACACCUGAUAUCAAUUUAUUUCAAUGGUGGCCUGAACCAAUUGGACUUGACAACUCUGGAGAGAGAAAUACUAGCGGAAGGAAAAAUAAAAAAAAUAAUGACGACUAAGUAAAAUUCUUGAAGUUCACAGUUUAUUUAUAUACUCUUAAAACAUCAGAAAACAUGUACACAAUAUCUUCAACUGUUACUUUUUUUUCAAUGGUUUUACAGCAUUCUCUGACCUGCAAACAGAUAGAAAUAAUAAAAGUAAAAAAUAAGAUGCUGAAAUUAAGCAAAGCCAACCACCAAAUUAAACACCAUUAUUACUCCUCCGUCAGUCAGUGUGGUCUACCAAGCAUUCUUUUUUUUUUUUUUUCUUCCUCAAGCCAUUGAUCUCUACCUGCUAAGUAAUAUGUGGAAAGACUAGGCUAUCUUACAGUAUGUCCCUUCUUGGGUGUGUACAUAUAACUGAACAAUUUAAGAUGCUAAUGGGUAUGCAAUGCAAGGACAUAACCAUGUUUACAGAUAAGAACAAAAAAUAAAAAUAAAAAAAAUGCUCAUCCACACUAAUAAAAUCGUUUGUUCUCAGCAUUGAAAUAAGAGUCAGAACAUUUUUCUUCCAAUUAAUCAGGCAACAUUAAUUUUUUAACACUUUACAUACAAAUGUGUACUCCAGACCUUCAGCCCUAUUAUGCAAAUAGUGAAAUAACAGAAAAUAAAGUUCAGGCACAACAAAUAAAUUUAAAACAAUAAUCCUUAGCAAAACAUUUUAGCUGAGAGACAAUGAAUACUGGAAACAGUAUAAUCACUGAACAACUAAACCAGCCAAAGGCUUGACCGAUAAUUAUGAUGAACAUAUUCACAUGACUCAUUCACAACUGCUGCCUUGUGCUCUAACGCCCCACUUUUGCAGCGGGACACCACAGCCGACAAAUGUUUUCAUUUAUGAAUUUAUUUGAACUCAUAAUAUACGAUUUCGGAAUUCCACUGCAGCUACAUAAAUAAUUAGAGUUUGUUUCUUGAUGUGAUAAGCCUAAAUUGGAUAAACAUAUGGUGCCAUCAAAUAAAUGCUCAUUUAAAACACAUAUGCACUCCCAAAUCCAUGCAAAAACCAAGUCAGGGGAGGCUGGUGGGUUGGCUGAACAACAGGAACAUUUUUGCGAAAAUUAGACAUACAUAUAAAACAGUCUAAUACACAAACAUACACCAGCGGGGCGGGGGGGGGGGGGGUUCUGUAAGACAGCAAACCAAGUGGAGGAAAAGAACAAGAAGCUGUGAAGAGGGCAAAUAGAUUAGGGAAGAAUGAGCUCGGGGAGCAGAUGUUGUAGCUGCGAGUGGUGGGGAAAGACACACAGAUAGGCUGGCAGGUUUCUCCGUGUCUGAGGUUGUACUCUCUGUGUUUACAGAGUCCCUGUGCUCUCCUCACAGUGGCACUUGAGGUGACUUCGGUCUAAAGGCUCCUCCCAUAUAACACCAGCUCAACUGCCUGCAAAGCCACGGCUGGCCAAGAGCCACACCUAGAUCAACAGCCGUCUGCUCAGAUCACUGGACUUGGAUUAGUUGUCUCAGAGCAUAUGAGAAAGCAACCAACACCCAAACAAUGGCUUUCGCCGGCAAGUGGGAAACUGAAUCUCAGGAUGGAUACGAUGAGUUCUGCAAACUGAUUGGUAUCCCUGAUGAUGUCAUUGAGAAGGGUCGUGAUUUCAAGCUUGUGACUGAGAUCACCCAGAACGGAGAUGAGUACACAUGGAUCCAGCACUACCCGAACAACCACACUGUGUGCAACAAAUUCAUCGUUGGCAAGGAGAGUGACAUGGAGACAGUUGGUGGGAAAAAAUUCAAGGGGACUGUCAACAUGGAAGGGGGCAAGCUGGCCAUAAGUUUCCCCAAGUACCACCACACAUCUGAGAUCAGUGGUGGAAAGCUGGUUGAGACCUCCACAGCAACAAGCGCUAAGGGUCCCGUUGUUUUUGUACGUACAAGUAAGAAGAUCUAACUGCAACAAAUGACAGUUCUGCUCUGUACAACCACUGACCUUAAUAAAAUGUGAGCUUAAAUUACAA
Molecule: messenger RNA, 3105 nt
Organism: Myxocyprinus asiaticus (Chinese sucker)
Lineage: Eukaryota; Metazoa; Chordata; Actinopteri; Cypriniformes; Catostomidae
Product: gastrotropin-like
Exons: 5
Coding region: 2643-3038 (131 amino acids)
Biological process (GO): fatty acid transport
Cellular component (GO): cytosol; nucleus
Molecular function (GO): fatty acid binding
Source: RefSeq, a predicted model, not a curated record